AUGGAUACUCCUCCGGUCUCGGGUUCGGACUCCGAUUCUGAUGAUUCUGUUGUCACAGACAGAGAGUUGCAGGAUGCAUUCUCCCGAGGGCUUUUGAAACCAGGCCUCAAUGUUGUGCUCGAGGGGCCGAAGAAAGCAACUAACAACGUGCCUGGCCUGAAGCAGUGUUUGGCUGAAUUCAAGCGGGAUCUGGAAUGGGUUGAAAGGCUUGAUGUUACCCUCGGUCCGGUGCCGGAAGUCCGUGAAUCUCAGUCAGCUCCUCAGAACAAGGAUCAGAAAGCUGUUGACCCAGAAGAUGACUUCCAGCGGGAGAUGAGCUUCUACCGCCAGGCCCAGGCUGCAGUGCUUGCAGUGUUACCCCGCCUGCAUCAGCUCAAAGUCCCUACCAAGAGGCCCAAUGAUUAUUUUGCAGAGAUGGCCAAGUCUGAUCAGCAGAUGCAAAAGAUUCGACAGAAACUGCAGACUAAACAGGCCGCCAUGGAGAAGUCUGAAAAGGCUAAGCAACUGCGAGCACUUAGGAAGUAUGGAAAGAAGGUACAAACAGAGGUUCUUCAGAAGAGGCAGCGAGAGAAAGCACAUAUGAUGAAUGCCAUUAAGAAAUAUCAGAAAGGCUUCUCUGAUAAAUUAGAUUUCCUUGAGGGAGAUCAGAAACCUGUUGCCCGGGGCACGAAAGAAAAACCUAAAGGCCAGCAGAUGAAGAAGGGGCCCAAUGCCAAAAGACGCUAUAAAAACCAGAAGUUUGGUUUUGGUGGAAAGAAGAAAGGCUCCAAGUGGAAUACCCGUGAGAGCUAUGAUGAUGUAUCCAGCUUUCGGGCCAAGACAGCUCAUGGCAAGGGUCCCAAGAGGCCUGGAAAGAAGGGAUCAAAUAAGAGACCUGGGAAACGAACAAGAGAGAAAAUGAAGAACAGAGCACGUUAAGCAGCAUCUUUGUUUAUAAAGAACCAAGAAAAGAAGAGGUGGAGACUUGAAAUUUCACAGUACUAUCAGAUCCCUUUUGUUGGUUUCUUUUUGUAAAAAAAAUUCUUUAAAUAAACUAAAGAAAAAAAUUAUCAAAG
Messenger RNA from Orycteropus afer afer, 1055 nucleotides. RefSeq names its product EBNA1 binding protein 2 (gene EBNA1BP2). Gene Ontology annotation, biological process: ribosomal large subunit biogenesis; rRNA processing. Gene Ontology annotation, cellular component: preribosome, large subunit precursor; nuclear periphery; nucleolus. The record is from RefSeq and is a predicted model, not a curated record. Lineage: Eukaryota; Metazoa; Chordata; Mammalia; Tubulidentata; Orycteropodidae.